This is a messenger RNA of Elaeis guineensis (African oil palm), 540 nucleotides long. Lineage: Eukaryota; Viridiplantae; Streptophyta; Magnoliopsida; Arecales; Arecaceae. The record is from RefSeq and is a predicted model, not a curated record.
AUGCAAAUACGAGAUGACGUCCUGUCGGCCUUUCUACAGGUCUUGUUUCAGAACUUGUUCUCUCUUCUAUCAGAGGAGGGGAGGUUGGUCUACGGAGCUGAGGAAGAACUUAGAAAUCUCAAGGACGUUCUCCCCAGGAUUCAAGCUGUCCUUAGGGAUGCAGAGGAGAGGCCUCCCACAGGCGAAGCAGAGAAAUUGUGGCUGAACGAGCUCAGGGGCCUCGCCUAUAAGGCAAAUGAUGUGUUGGAUGAGUUUGCCACCGAAGUUCAACGCCGGAGUGUGAUCCCAUAUGCACAGGUACGCAACUCCUUGUCCUUCGUCAAUCCUAAGCGUGGCUUCUUCUGGCUCAGAAUGUCCCAUAAAAUUAAACCCAUAGCCAAGCAACUGGAUGUCAUCGCAAACAGUCGGAAUCUGAGAGUGGGGGAUGGAAUGACGCAUCGAGAAGAGCGUGGCGACGUCCGUCCUGAGAGCAGCUCACUACUUGAUCCUUCGUUACCUCUUGGCAGGGAGAGCGAUAAGCAAAGGAUAGUACAACUGUUG